CCUAUCAGCAGCUCAGACAAAGAAUGUUCCCCGUUGGUGAUGAUUCGUAACCAGUUUAAAAUUGAUCAGAUCAUCAUUGAGCUGGAAUGGCAGACAGUCUGUUUAUUGCAUAAAGAGGACAUCAUGGAGGAAUAAAACGCAUAAAAUAGUCCUCGUGCAGUCACAGUUAUGGGGUCCAAAAUUUUUCAGUUGAACCAUGGUUUUCUUCCUCCAUGGUUGGACCAUAAAUUUUCCUCCAUGGUUGGGCUCAGAUUAUAAUAAUCUUCCUCCCCAGUGUCAUAGCAUAGGGAAUCUGUGUGAUGUUAGGCCCCCCUAUCUCAGUCCCGGUUUCUAUGGAUUGACAUACCGUACGGUUGUGCUGUACAACUAUGUUGAGAAAUUUGCAUGAAGUGUGGACAAAACAGUAAGUUUAUCGAUGUGUGUAGGCCACUUCUCAAGACCAACCAACAGAAUGCUAUCACCAAGCUUCUUAAGGACAAAUUUGUUCAAGCAAGGAAGGAGUACACCAAGUCAGAAAAAUUCCACAACCUUCUGGAGCAGCACAUCUCCGACCUGCAAUCCAAAAAGAAAUCUGUGUACGUUCACAUUCAAGAUGUGAAGACUUUGUUAAUGAAAGCCUCGGACAACUUAAGAAAAGAGGCGGUGAAGGAAGCAAAUGUUUCGGAUGAUGAGUCUCAGAAUGAUGCACAGAUAGUCAAGAAGGAGCAAUGCAGGAGAGUAGAGGAAGAAGGUGGCUCCGCUGAUCUUGAGAUGACUUGUGAAACCAUCAGCAGUGGAAGUUUAAUUGAAUAUUUAAAAACUGAUCGCAUACCUCAACCUGAGGUUGAGGAGAUGCAUGAUGAUGAUGCAGCGAAAGAACAUAUUGAUCAAGGGGCGGGGCCGUCACUAAGUGUUAAUACCCCUGCAACUAUAGCUCUAGAUGAGAGAAAUGGAAAGACGAUGAAAAGUGUAGAAAGUGAUCGGAAAGAGAAGAAAAAGGAUAAAGGAAAAGGCUCACAGAGACAGAUAAACAAACUAGAGUUGAUACUGAAGAGAAUUGGUAGGGCUAUUAAGAAACUUGAAGAACGCGAACUGACCUUAGAUGAGAUGGAUGAGGAAGACUCCGUCCACAUCCAGGAAUAUCAACUCAGGAAGCGCUUCAUGAAGGUGUACAAUAUGUAUUGUAAGUUGAACGAAUGUUCCCCAUCAACCGGGCGUGUGAUCGAGCAGAAGAUCCACUACGAAGGAACGCGUUUCCCAGAGAUCAACAAGAAGUUGGAGAGACUAAUCAACAAGAAGGAUUUCUUUCCAGACUUCCCUGAUGUUUACAAGGCUGUUUAUAAGACAAAUAAAAAGAAAGAUUUGGGUUUGAACAGGAGAAAAAUCAACAGCAUUGCUCAGGAAGCUUUUGAGGAUGUUGGUCGGAAGUUGCAGAAGAGACGCCAGCAAGACUUUAUUCUCAACUUCAGUGCUCACUCUACGAUCGACUUCAGCACUGCAAGAGACCCCUCCGACAGAGAUCCAGAGCUCAAAAAGAAGUUGCUGGAGAAUAAAAAUGUUGCUUUGCAGAAGCUCAAGGAAGUCGACGAGCCGUUUGUGAAACGACAGGAGGAGUAUGAAAAGAACGGCAUCGUCCUGGAAGCAGCGGAAAAUUCCGAAUCGGAUGUGGCAUCAGAUGUUCCCACCGACGACGAAGCAGACGAACCGCCAUCGAAGAGACAAAAGAAUGAUUGUAGUGACGAAGAGGAGCAGAAAAUGAGUGAGAAUGAGAACAAAGGAAACGCUAAGGAAACAGAAGGAACUCCCCAUCAGACUGUGAAUUCCUUCAUCACCGCACCUUCUCAUGGGGAGCUCCAGCCAAAUUUGGCAGACCCUUUAAGUCAGCAACAGCAUUUCCAAGUCCAUGCCCAGGACAUGGGCUCUUCCAAUGGCAGUGUGCUGUCUAGAAGGGUAUCCACUUUUCACAGUGGUGUCGUCAGCGAUAACCUUGACCAUUCUAAUGUUUCAGAUAUCAUCAAACCCUACAAAUCUGCCAUUGAUGUAACUGGUAAUGGAUUGUUUACUUGUUACGAUGAUGGCGCAGCAGUGAAGGUAGCCACAACACAUUCCAUCAAAUCACCACAACUACUUCCCAUCAAACCAGACUUGCAACCUUCCCUUCACUACAACACUGCUGAGCAAGCUGUAAGAGCCCUUAAACAUGCCCCCUUCUUAAUAACAAAUGUAUGUAGCUUGUCACCAGACUACAAACAUCAGCACAAGCCUCAUAAGGUAGCUUGGACUCAGGGAGAGACCAUAGCGUUUGAGGAUGAACAUGAAGGAUUCGUUAUCAGUCAACCAAAACGGCAGAAGAUCAUAGCGGUUCAGUCAGGAGUAAAGAAUGUUAAACUUCAGACCUCUGCACCUAUCACACUGAGCAUCGAUGACUCGGAGACGGAGCUAAGCUCUGAGAAUCCUGAAAAGGAGACCAACCUUGCCAACCUCCCCAGGGAGACUGGGUCAUGCAGCCCUACCAGCACCCAGCCAGACCUUGAUGUACAUCUUAAUCCAGACAUACAUGAAGUCACAGUAGCUUCCACUCAAGGACAGUCGCUUAAAGGGAGCACAGAACUUAAAAAGACAAUCACAAAUGACCCACCUGUGCGGAAGGUCUUCAUAUCGCGUUAUCCGCGCUAUAAAUCUAGCACUGAGACGACACAGGCAGGGCAAGUGUUAGUCUCCAAAACCAGGAGUACUUGUAACUCUGUCCAGUGUAGCCCCGGCCCGCAGAUAAGAAGUGGAGUCACCAGAGAUGGUUGUAAACCGAUCUGCAUCCAAUCGACUCUCGUCAGUAACAGCAGCUCCUACCUUAAGAAAUCCUCCCCAGCUACUAACUUGCAAACUCAAAUUAGUCCGUUGAAGCCUUUCAAGCCUACAGCCUUGUUUCAAGACGCAUCUGGAAACAAAGCCCAAAUAAAGCGACCAAUUACCCCCCAAAAGCGUACAAUCCCACUCAAAAUAAAAUGCUCACCAAAGUGGCAAAGGAACAGUGCACAGAGUACGGGGUCACUAACUUGUCCAAGGCCAGCGAGUAACAAUAAAGAGGACUCAAAGACUAUCAUCAUCAUUAGUGACUCGGACUCAGAGAUUGAAGACAUGACUGAUCUUCAGCCAGAAUCAACCGACGUCAUCUGCAUAACAGACUCGGAUUAGAACAUGUUGCUGCUUUUUGUGUGGAGGCUCAGCUUCACCCAUAGAGUGUAACUCCUCGUAACUCCUCUCAAGUCCUUUAGCUUCUCAUGGGUUUGUUGGACGAGAGGAUCUGGGGAUCAAAACCAAUCACUGAGCCAAUACUAUUAGAGUCCAAAAAUAACUGCCUUAUUUGAUGAAAUAAAAAGGGUUUUUUCCCCAGAAAUUUUGGGUGGCUGGGUGAAUUAAAAUUAUUGAAAACAAAUUUUCAACUUAAAUUAAAGAGAAAAACUGUCUGUGCAGUUCAAGACUUUAAAGGCUGGCCUCCGUGCCUAAUCAUCCAAUCAUGUAGUCUUCGUUCAAAAGAAAGGAACAAGUGACUCAAACUAAUCUAUGGAUGAAUUUUAAACGGUUGCUUGAUUUGAUUACCCCCCCCCCCCAAAAAAAAAGCAUAUUGUUUACCCAAUUAUUAGAUUAAGUUAAUGGUCAUUUGAAAAGUGGUUGUCAGAUCAUGGUCAGAUACAGUGUCAAACUCCUUGCUUAAGUUAGAGUAAUUUGUAGCAAAUAAUUUCGCCCAUAAACAUUUUCUUUUAAUUCAUUGUUAUAAUUGUUUUUUUUUUCAUAAGCAGUUGAAGAUGAAAUCAAAGUGGUUUUAAUUUAUUUUUUUUGUGUAUUGGAUUGUGAGAUAAUGAGCUGAAUUUUUGUUCCAAGCUAGUGUGACAAUAAUGGCAACACCAUAAUUGUACAAAACAAAUUUAAAAUGCAGAUUUCUUUUUCAAAAGAUUAAGAAAAAUCCUUUUGUAAGAACAAACUUUGCUCAUCUUUUAUACAAAAAAUGCAAUAAAAACCAACAACAUAUGAAAAGAUUUUCAUAAUGACAGUAUCUAUGUACAUGUAUUAUAAAUAUUAGUUUGACGAUUAUUCUGAUUUCUUUUUAAUUCUUAGUUUUUUUUGCAAUUUUGUUUUGAUAGGAUCUUGUGUUGCUCUAAUUAUUUCGAAAACACUAUGUUCCAAAAGUAAAACCCCUGAUCAUUUACGUUAUAUGCUUUGGUUAGAGUUGGGAAAACACAUAAGGAACAUUGGAGUGUCGGAACAUAGUGAUGUUACAUGUAUACCAAUCUGACCAAUGAUAAGUGUUGAUGUUUCUGAUACUAAAGUUUGUAGAGAAACUUUGCUUUAAACUCCUGGCUCUGCCAACUGCUUAAUUAUGUGCUAACCAACACCAUUCUUCGCUUACAAGACAGAGGCUGAAUGUCUACACUACGUGUAUAAGUGAAGGAUGCUUAUUACAUGCGCCCAAUUUGAUAGAGCUGCUUAUUUCAAGAAAUAACCUAAGCAAAACAAGAUUAUGCUCACCAGAACAAGGCUACCAGCCAAAUUACUAAGUCAUAUUAUGUACAACUCGUCACUGGUAUCCUACUCAUUAUUGCUAAGCAUAGAUUUUUUUUAAAGCAGUGUUUUCUGCUGAAGCAGCUAUAUGAAUUUGGGCGCUGGAGUGAGUGUGCACAAGCAUGGAAUUAUUUCCUUUACAGCAAGCAGAGCCAUGAUAUUGGGUCCUUCACACAAUUGGACGGGAAAGGACAAAUGCUACAAUAUGAUGGUCAUGUAUAUAAUUUUUCUCAUUAAUUUGUAUUUUUAUUCAAAUACAGGUACACAAUAACAAACAAACAACAAAUAAAAAAACACUUGAUAUUUUACAGACUAAUUUAAGGGGUUAAAACUGGUAACAUCUUGGGAGUAAUGACCACCAACAUUCAUAAAAGACAAAGUUCAUAAUGCCAUUUCUGAAAGAUGGGACCAGACAAUGUGUUCUCAGCCUCGGUUUCGUCAUAUUGAUAGGAGAAUUGGAGAUAACAAUGAACUACUGUCCUAUAACAAACAAUAUGCCAUGGAACAUCACAACUUUCCUGUUAAAAAAUAGAAACAUCGCAGAAAUCAAAUGGGAAUAGACUUUGUACUGCCUUUACGCUUCAUUGAGUUAAAGGGAAAGAGAGCAGAGUAUACUGAAACGCUGAGACCCCACUCCUCCAAAAGAAGUUUAUACACAUGGUUGUACCCACAAAUAUUUUCUGCAGCAUGUAAUUAAACUGUAAAAUACCAGGAUCUACACUUUAUGACCCAACAAGUACAUGAAAUGACAAGCCUGUUAAAAUUAAAAACUCAAUCGAUCAUCGGAGUAUGAAGAAAACAGUUGGAAUCCCCAUGUAUGUUUUAACUGUUUUCCCAAACCAAAACUAAGCAUCUUGCUUUCUCUACAAAAACUAUAGUAUUUCAGGCAAAAAGAUAUCAGGGGAAGUUUACCAUGUCCAUCUUUAUACCAUGUAAUUGUGGAAAUGGUUAGACCCCGAUGAAACCUAACCCUAACAUGUAAAUCAUCAAGAGUUUUUAGGAACAUAGGUUGUCGGUACAUAGGGUUGUCAGAACAUGGGGGUGUUAGAAUUUAUAGAGCAGUCUUCUGUGCAAAUCUUCAACUUGUGUGCAAAACUUGACUAAAUACUUAUUUAUUUCUAUCUGAUAUGAAACAUUAAGGAGACAUAGCUUUGCCUUUUUGUAAUUUUCAUUAUUUGUCCUUUAGUUUUAGUGACUUUGAUGUUUUUAAUUUUAUAUUUAGCUGUGGUUUAAAUCCUUUGUUGCAGAUUUAUAUUGAUUGUUUACACAAAGAAUCAUUGUAAUUCUUGUUCUUUGUAGUUUUUUGUUUGUAAUAAAAAAAAAUCAGCAACCCGAUA
Asterias rubens (European starfish) is the source of this 5873-nucleotide messenger RNA. RefSeq lists its product as uncharacterized. The transcript is spliced from 3 exons. Gene Ontology annotation, molecular function: histone binding. Bases 385 to 3171 code for a protein of 928 amino acids. Lineage: Eukaryota; Metazoa; Echinodermata; Asteroidea; Forcipulatida; Asteriidae. The record is from RefSeq and is a predicted model, not a curated record.